AUGAAGGUGGAGUUGCUGGUUGUGGUAGUGGUGGUGGUAGGGAUGGCGCUUGUGGAGGUGGUGGUAGUGACAGCAUGGUGGUGGUGGUGGUGUUGGUUGUGGAGGUGGCAGCAUGGUCAUGGUGGUGGUGUUGAUUAUGGAGAUGGUGGUGGAUGUGGAGGUUUUGGAGGAGGUGGUGGUUGUGCUGGUAGUGGUGGUGGUGGUGGUUGUGGUGGAGGUGAAGGUGGAGUUGGUGGUGGUGGAGGAGGUGGUCGUGGUGGUGGCAGUGGUGAUGGCGGUGGUUGUGGAGGUAGUGAAUGUGGUGGUGUAAGUGGUGGAGUUGGAUGUGGAAGUGGAGGUGGUGUUAUUUUUUAA
Molecule: messenger RNA, 354 nt
Organism: Prunus armeniaca (apricot)
Lineage: Eukaryota; Viridiplantae; Streptophyta; Magnoliopsida; Rosales; Rosaceae
Source: the annotation of a GenBank genome assembly